AUAUAAAUUGAAAAAUGUUUUCUUUUUGGUUAGUUAGUUUUUUAACAAAUACUCGUUUGCUUUCGGUUGAGGACUAACAAUUGCAAAACAAAAACUACGAAAAGGAAGCGGAUACGAAAAACUAUAAACGGUCUCAACAUGAAAGUUGAAUUAUCAUUUUUGACGCUGAUCCUUGUUGUGUCGUGUACGGCGGCGGCAGUUCAAAAGUAUGAAUUGAAAUGCACUGAAAAGGAAGUUGAUAUACUUUGGCCUGUGUAUGAAGACAGCGCCAAGUAUUUGCGUUGUGCUUCCGUAGGAAAGCAUGUGGAAAUGAAAUGCAAUGCUGGAACAGUCUUCUCAUUUGUCUAUCAAGGCUGUGUAAUGAUUGAUGAUUACAUUCCACCACCGCCAGUAGAUAGUUUACCACUUGAUAAUACACCUUGUGAUGAUGAAACAACAGCAAACACUCCUGAAGGAAGUACGACUACGACUUCGACUAAGCCUCCGUUAACUUUGCCUACACCACAGCAUCCACCAUCAACAACUAAAACCACCACUGAAAAGCCUACCAAGACGACAAAAUCAACAACUACCACCACUGAAUCUGCUCCAACAGCUCCUGGUCCUCCAACAGGUUCACCACCUGCUCCUCCAACUGGUAGCCCACCUGGUCCUCCAACUGGCGGACCACCAGGUCCACCAACUCCAGCACGUCCAACAGCUGGUCCCGGAGUACCAGGGCCACCAUCUCCUCCGGCAACAGGUGUACCAAUGCCAAACACCCCAGCUCCAACACCACCAGUCAUCGAUAAUAGCCCACCAAAUGUUGGUGUCACACUACCAAGCGAUGAUGCUCGAAGAAAGAAGUAAGAACCCUACAAAAAUGAAAACAUCCUCCUCGAGGAGUCGUAUGGAGUCCUAUGGGUUUUGAAAAAAUACAUUCCGUGAUAAACGUAAAAUAAAAUUUAAAAAUAUGUUCACACAAGAAUUAAAUUUAGAAUUUUUCUACUCCAAAAAUCUUAUACUUAUAAAUAUUAGAAAGCCAAAUUUCCAUAAACAUUGAUUUCAACUGAUAGAAUUCCUAAUUUUAACUCAUUUAUAAAUUGCCACGUGCUUGGGCAAUCAUUAGUUUCCAUAUUUUAAUUCUUUCUUGUACAAAACUCUUUUAAUAAAAGACGAAAAUCUCACUUUA
Molecule: messenger RNA, 1171 nt
Organism: Eupeodes corollae
Lineage: Eukaryota; Metazoa; Arthropoda; Insecta; Diptera; Syrphidae
Product: peritrophin-55-like
Exons: 2
Coding region: 139-849 (236 amino acids)
Molecular function (GO): chitin binding
Source: RefSeq, a predicted model, not a curated record